This is a messenger RNA of Nerophis lumbriciformis (worm pipefish), 2368 nucleotides long. NCBI's taxonomy places the organism in Eukaryota, Metazoa, Chordata, Actinopteri, Syngnathiformes, Syngnathidae. The record is from RefSeq and is a predicted model, not a curated record.
UGCAUGUGCAAUGCGGCUCUGCUUUGAUGCUCUGCUCAUCUGUGACAAGCCGAAGCCUUUGUGACUUCAUCAACAACCUUAUGAUGUACAAAGACAGUUUAAAAAUAACAGCCUUUGUGCGUGUGUGUGGUACCAUGUGCUUCUGCUAUCAAGUAUUUUGGGCGAAGGAACAAGCAACAUGGAAAAUACAAAUGCUUCCAGUCUGGACACCUACGUUAUGUCCUACAUUGACAAGCUCGUGAACAAUGUCACCAAAGAUCUCAAUGCCAACAAAGUUCGCCUUCUGUCGUGUCGCCCUGAGGAACGAGCCCACAUCAAGUGUAAAAUCAAGAGCCAGUUUGCUGUCCUGGAAUAUCUUCAGGGGAACCGAACAAAAAACAGCAAAAUUCAGCUGUGGGUCAGGAUUCGCACUCUGAAGACGAAGAUAAAGAUGUCUGAAAACCAAGAGAAGCACAAUGCUGACAAGUUGUGUGCUAACUGGAAGGUCAUCGAUGACCUGAGGAUGCAGCUUCGCCAAAGUCAGAGGAAGGAGAAAGAAAAUGCAGCGGUCACAGAGAAGGUAAUUCAAGAGCUCAGCUGCCAGCUGAGGGAACAACGUUUGACCAUUCAACGAUUGAAGGAGCAGUUUGUGAAGCACCUCAUUCCUUCCACCGAGCACCAGGAGGAGACCAUGACAUCGGCAGAGAUGGAGGACAAACUCCAAGCUGUGAGAGCAGCUGUACUCCGGUUGCAGGAUGCACACAAGGGCAACACGAGUUCUCCUUUCAUCACAGAGAGUGACCCCACCCCCACGCUAAACCUGCCAGAACCAGACAGGCACCGGAAUACUGAGACUUCUGUUUCAGAGAGCUGCAAGCAGAAACAGUGAUGGAAGAAGAUGGGACAGAGGUACGAAUGUUGGGUUUUCGUAGUAUCCUGGUUCUGUCAGUAUUAGCUGGAAUUAUGUGCUGUUUCUUCUCAUGGACCCUGGCAUACCUAAAUGCCUACAAACCAGGCAUGGUGCCACUAACAGGCUCGCUUUUGUACAGAGACACUGUGGAUCAAAGUUUGCACUUUGAUUAUGGUGUCGCUUUCCUUAACGGAGCCAUGGCAACACUGACAGUCAUCUGGAGCCUGACCUGACAAUAUCUGAUGGUGUUUAUGUGCUCAUAUACUGUGAACUAUAGGGGUGCCUGUGAAACUAAGUUUUUAGAAUACCAUUUCUAAUUUAUACCAUUAUUAUUGUUCUCCCCCCCAUUUACAGUAUAUGUAAAAUGAUAAAAUACACUGUCCAAAUAGUUUUUUUUGCAGCUUGACUCCAUAAUUCAAAAUAAUACAUAUCACCUUUAAACACACAAUAUCAACAUUGAGAACUAGUUGAAUUAGGUCCUGACGUUGAGCAGCUCAAACAUAACGUUGUUGCUUUUUGACGUUGAUUUGAAUAUAUAUACAUAUAAUUAUAUAUAUACAGUAAUAUAUAUACAUAUAUUAUAUAUAAAAGAUAAAUAUAAAUAUAUAUAAUAUAUAUAUAUAUAUAUUUGUAUAUAUAUAUAUAAUAUAUAUAUAUAUUAUAUUAUUUAUAUAUAUAUAUAUAUAUAUAUAUACAUUAUAUAUAUAUAAUAAUAUAUAUUAUCUAUCUAUCCAUUUUCUACCGCUUGUCCCUUUUGGGGUUGCUGGAGCCUAUCUUAGCUGCAUUCGGGUGGAAGGCGGGGUACACCCUGGACAAGUCGCCACCUCAUCGCAGGGAUAUAUAUAUAUAUACAUAUAGGCUCCAGCAACCCCAAAAGGGACAAGCGGUAGAAAAUGGAUGUAUGGAUAGAUAGAUAGAUAAUAUAUAUUAUAAUAAAUAUAUAUAUAUAUAUAAUAUAUAUUAUAAUAAAUAUAUAUAUAUAUAAAUAAAAGAAAGAGAGAGACACACCCACACACAAUGAGUUGCCUAAGCGACUGGACAGGACAGAUUUUUUUUUUUAAAGUUUUUAACUUGGGACGUCCCGUGGGCUGGAUGCAGCCCGCGGGCAGUAGUUUGGGGACCCCAAAUGUCAAGUACAGUAACAUGUGCUUUUGAAAUAUAAUUUUUUAUUCACGUCUAGGAAGAAAUUACUCGUUAAUUCAGGCACCUAAAAACAUUGAAUGUGUUCAUGCAGUCAAUGAUGAAAACGUUUAAGGUCAUAAAUUCACAUUCAGUCAUGAGAGUAAAUGCCCUUCGUGAUUCAGUCGAACAGUUUUUCUUGUGUGGAAUGAUUCUUUAAAAGUACAGUGGCACGUCAGUUAUUGUACGCCCAACUUUUCGUGGGAUUCUGUUUUUUGGCCACAAGUUUGCCACAGUUUUUGUAUUCCGUCUAAAUUGGUUAUCGUACAUUGCUUGUAAUAAAGAAUCUCACAUUGGUGA